AUGUGGAAGAAGGUAUUAGUCCCUCGAAUGAAUUAUCCAGCCGGCACAAUCUUCUCAAUCAGCCGCACCCCAGGACCAUACCUCUUUCAUGUAGUGACGUUCGCGUACGUGGGUAUCAUGGCAUACAUUGCCUGGGAUUCCUAUGCCAACCCGUACCACAAGGAUCGCAUACAAGCGUUCACAUCAAAAGCAUACCCUGAGUUGCAAGGGUGUCACACAAUGUAUAUGCUUCCUCUCACAUCAGGAGCUGUGGAUUAUCUUUCAGGCAAGUACUGGCCACAUGGUACUCUGCUAGGUCUCUUCCCUCCAACUGCUGCAUUUAUCACAGUAAAGGGGUUUGGUAUGAAAUGGCCUUGGAACGAGAACCUCACGGCUAUUGAGAAGAAAUUGAAUAACCUGUAA
Messenger RNA from Rotaria socialis, 402 nucleotides. The record is from the annotation of a GenBank genome assembly. NCBI's taxonomy places the organism in Eukaryota, Metazoa, Rotifera, Eurotatoria, Philodinida, Philodinidae.